Salmo salar (Atlantic salmon) is the source of this 435-nucleotide messenger RNA. NCBI's taxonomy places the organism in Eukaryota, Metazoa, Chordata, Actinopteri, Salmoniformes, Salmonidae. The record is from RefSeq and is a predicted model, not a curated record.
GACGGAAUCACCUUGCUGGUCAACCUCUGCCUCAUGGCCACCAGAGACCCCAAACACAUCCAGAAAGCCCUGCAGGCCUUCACUGAGCUGGCCUCUACUAAGGUGAACAACGUUCCCUACCUGCUUGCGAUGGGCCAGGCCUUCAUGCUGCUAAAACAAACUCCUCGGGCCAGGAACCAGCUCAAGAGGCUCACCAAGGUGGAGUGGAGCUGGGAGCUGUCAGAGGACCUGGAGGCAGCCUGGUUGCUGCUGGCUGAUGUUUACAUCAAGUCUGGGAAGUAUGAUAUCGCCUCUGAUCUACUGCAGCGCUGUAUUAAAUACAACCAGUCGUGCAGCAGAGCGUAUGAGUACAUGGGCUACAUUAGGGAGAAGGAACAGUCGUACCACGAUGCAUCAGUGUUCUACGAUACGCCUGGCUCUACACGAACAGAGUGA